Pteropus alecto (black flying fox) is the source of this 2237-nucleotide messenger RNA. It is a transcript of the gene N4BP3, whose product is annotated as NEDD4 binding protein 3. Lineage: Eukaryota; Metazoa; Chordata; Mammalia; Chiroptera; Pteropodidae. Gene Ontology annotation, cellular component: cytoplasmic vesicle. Bases 230 to 1846 code for a protein of 538 amino acids. The record is from RefSeq and is a predicted model, not a curated record. The transcript is spliced from 5 exons.
GGGCAGGCGAGCGAGCGCUACCGAGCGCGUCCCUCCCUCGCCAAUCCGGCUCUGGCGCCCGCCCGCGUUUUCCCGGCGUCUGCCGCCUGGCCGCUCCGGCCCGGCUCGCAGUCUCGGCUGGACGGACGCCCUGGAGGGAGGGUUCAAAUCCGUGCGAGAAAACUGCAGCGCGCAAGGGGUGCGGAGCGGCACCAGCAUGAAGCAGCUGCCUGUGCCCUGUUGAAACUUCAUGGCCACAGUCCCAGACCCUGCUGGCAUUGCCAUGGGCAGCGUGGGCAGCCUGUUGGAACGGCAGGACUUCUCCCCUGAGGAGCUACGGGCAGCACUCGCAGGGUCCCGGGCCUCCCGCCAGCCUGAUGGGCUCCUCCGGAAGGGCUUGGGCCAGCGCGAAAUCCUCAGCUACCUGCACCUCCCCAAGAAGGAUGGCAAGACCACCAAGCGGGUUGCUCGGAACGAGCCCGCCGACUAUGCCACCCUCUACUACCAGGAACAUCCUCGGGCCAGUGACUUCAGCAAGACUUCGCUGCCUGAGCGGGGUCGUUUUGACAAGUGCCGCAUUCGCCCAUCUGUGUUCAAGCCUGUGGCAGGCACCGGGAAAGGCUUCCUGUCCAUGCAGAGCCUGGCGGCCCACAAGGGCCAGAAGCUGUGGCGCAGCAAUGGCAGCCUGCACACACUAGCCUGCCACCCUCCCUUGAGUCCGGGGCCCCGGGCCAGCCAGGCACAGGCCCGUGCCCAGCUGCUGCAUGCCCUCAGCCUGGACGAGGGUGGCCCUGAGCCCGAGCCCAGCCUGUCUGACUCUUCCAGUGGGGGCAGCUUUGGCCGCAGUCCUGGCCCUGGCCCUGGCCCCUUCAGCUCCUCCCUGGGCCACAUCAACCAUCUCGGGGGCUCCUUGGACCGGGCCUCGCGGAGCCCCAAGGAGGCUGGGCCACUGUCCAUGCUGAGCUGCCUGCCUGAGCCACCACCCCCCUAUGAGUUCUGCCCCACUGCCGAGGAGGUGGUGGCCAUGCUGCCUGACACCUGUGAGGAUCUCAAGAGAGGCCUCAGCGAUGAGGAUGGUGCCAAUCCCUUCACACAGGUGCUGGAGGAGCGCCAGCGGCUGUGGCUGUCCGAGCUAAAGCGCCUGUAUAUGGAGCGGCUGCACGAGGUGGCCCACAAGGCCGAACGCAGUGAGCGCAACCUCCAGCUACAGCUGUUUAUGGCUCAGCAAGAGCAGCGGCGCCUGCGCAAGGAGCUGCAGGCACAGCAGGGCCUGGCCCCUGAGCCUCGGCCCCCAGAGGCCGACCCCACGACGCGACCGGAGGAGGAAGCCCGAUGGGAGGUGUGCCAGAAGACAGCGGAGAUCAGCCUCCUGAAGCAGCAGCUGCGGGAGGCCCAGGCUGAGCUGGCGCAGAAGCUGGCUGAGAUCUUCAACCUGAAGACCCAACUUCGGGGCAGCCGAGCCCAAGCCCAGGCCCAGGACGCAGAGCUGGCCCGGCUGCGUGAGGCCGUGCAGAGCCUGCAGGAGCAGGCCCCUCGGGAGGAAGCCCCAGGCAGCUGUGAGACUGAUGACUGCAAGAGCAGGGGGCUCCUGGGGGAGGCUGGAGGCAGUGAGGCUGGAGAUGGCGCCAAGCAGCUGCGGGCAGAGCUGCUGCAGGAGCGGCUCCGGGGACAGGAGCAGGCGCUGCGCUUCGAGCAGGAGCGGCGGACGUGGCAGGAGGAGAAGGAGCGGGUGCUGCGCUACCAGCGGGAGAUCCAGGGGGGCUACAUGGACAUGUACCGCCGCAACCAAGCACUGGAACAAGAGCUGCAGGCGCUGCGGGAGCCCCUGGCGCCCUGGAGUCCUCGGCUUGAGUCCUCCAAGAUCUGAGGCCAAUGGAGGAGUUGACAGCAGCAGCACUGUCAAGAUGGCUUGGGCAAGUCUGCCCUGAAUGGCAGCUCCUUCCUGACAGUGGUCUGGGGCAGAAUCUGCUGAGGCCAACCAGGGAUGGGGAGGCCGGCAAGAGGAGGGAUCCAGUGGGGCUGUGGGCUGCGUAGAGGGCCGACAGCGGGAGCCAGGGCCAGGCCCUCCUGGCUGAGGAGCACCCUGGCAGGGCCCAUCCUUGCUCCUGGAGUAGAUGUGGCCCGGGAAAGGAUGCUGGGAGAUGAGGAGCCCAAGAUGCAGACGGGCAGGCACAAGAGACAGAGAUGGAGGCUGAGACAGGGAGGCUGGGAUGGGAACAUUGGCCUCCCCCAGAAUAAAACCAUGUUUUCUACGAGGA